UUCAACAACAACAUGAAGAAUUCAGGAAUCGAUCAGCUUUGUGAGGGGCUGAGGAGUGAAAACUGCAAAUUAGAGAAACUGAACCUGUCUCUUUGUGGUCUCACCUCCAGAUGUUCCUCAGCUCUCUCCUCAGCUCUUUCUGCUCCACACUCACAACUGACUGAACUGAACCUGAGCGACAACAACAUGAAGGACUCAGGAGUGGAUCAGCUGUGUGAGAGGCUGAGGAGUGAAAACUGCAAAUUAGAGAAACUGAAGUGCCUUUCUAAACACCCAAGGACACCAAACAUUAUACUGAACACAGAUUAUAAACAAAAGUAA
This is a messenger RNA of Polypterus senegalus (gray bichir), 321 nucleotides long. RefSeq names its product NACHT, LRR and PYD domains-containing protein 3-like. The coding region runs from base 13 to 321 and encodes 102 amino acids. Gene Ontology annotation, molecular function: protein binding. NCBI's taxonomy places the organism in Eukaryota, Metazoa, Chordata, Cladistia, Polypteriformes, Polypteridae. The record is from RefSeq and is a predicted model, not a curated record. The transcript is spliced from 3 exons.